AUUUUUCAGAACGAGCGAGAAAUUGGUCAAGCGAUAUCUCAAAUGAUCCAAUCUGGGAUAGUUUGUCGAAAAAAGUUGUUUAUUACGUCCAAAAUUGGUCCAAAAUCUCAAGGAUAUGAAAAAGCUUGUGAAUCUAUCAAGAAUUCGCUUGAUAGAUUUGGUUCAGAUGUAGGAUAUAUUGAUCUCAUGCUUAUUCACUGGCCAGGGAGUCAGGGUAUGAAACCAGAAGAUCCUCAGCAUAAAAUAAAUCGAGCUGGUACGUGGCGAGCAAUGGAAGAAGCAUACAAGGCUGGAUCUAUUCGAGCUAUUGGUGUAAGCAAUUACACUGUCAAGCACAUUCAGGAAUUCACAACAAUGAUGCACGAAAACAAAUGCACAGAUCCAGACGAUGUACUGACGAUGCCUAUGAUAAACCAAUUUGAACUUCAUCCCUUGCUAUGGAAUGAUACCACACAGAAACUGAUCGAGACAUGCCAUAAUCUGGACUGUCGUGUUGCGGGAUAUUCGUGUUUUGGAAGUGGAUUAUUGAUUGAUGGAUCUGCUAUUGGAAACAACGGCUUGACACUUGCCGACUUUUCAACCAAGAUCGGUGCUACUGUGUCGCAAGUUUUAAUCAAGUGGGCCAUCACUCGUGGAGAUAUUGUAAUGCCCAAAGCCAGAUCUGAGGCUCACUUGCUCGAAAAUCUUAAUGCUGCAUAUUUAGAGCUGAGUGACGAGGAUCUGAAAUGGAUUGACUCUCUGGCACAGAUUUCAGGAAUCAAAAGAUUCUGCUGGGAUCCUACAAAUGUAUGCUGA
Batrachochytrium dendrobatidis JAM81 is the source of this 795-nucleotide messenger RNA. RefSeq lists its product as uncharacterized. The annotation marks the transcript as partial. Gene Ontology annotation, molecular function: oxidoreductase activity. The transcript has a single exon. The record is from RefSeq and is a predicted model, not a curated record. NCBI's taxonomy places the organism in Eukaryota, Fungi, Chytridiomycota, Chytridiomycetes, Rhizophydiales.